AAAGUUAAUAAGUUAUGCACUAUACAGAUUUAUUAGUCGGAAUAAAAGGAUUAUUUUGGUUAAGGUAUGUUUUAAAGAAUAUUUUUAAUUGAAAUAAUGUUUAAGAGCGUUUACUUUAAUCGCUAAUUCCUAUUAGCUAUCUUUUGGUUUAUAUUUUUUUAGGAAUUUUCAACAUAAAAGGAAAGUGUUUAGAAUUUUAGUAUUGAGAUUCUAAUAUUAUAAUUAAUUAAGUAAAUUGAAGAAUAAGAAUCUUGAAGAUCUUGUAAUAAAGGGAGGUGGAAACACUAAUGGUCUAAUGAGAAUAUAUUGGUUCAGAUAUAUUUGGGAAGUCAAAUUAUUAUAAAAAUUUGGUUUGUUGUCAAUAUUUUGGGAAUGUACCAAAAUUAUUAUAUUUAUUUGUAUUUUUAAAGAAUUUCUGGAUGAGUGGUAUUAGUUUUUUGAUGGAAGAAAUGGAAGUACAAAUUUGAUGGAUGAGCUGUGCCAUUGUUUAUGGAUUUGGUGCCUUUUAAGGUUUUAACGUAUGAUUUAUGGCUGGUCACUAAUUAUUUAGGGUAAUUGGUUAAAAUUACAAGAUAUCAUGAAUUGUAAAAAUAUUAUAAAAUUUAAUAGCUAACAAUUAUGAUAUAUAAUUAUGAGAUUAUUGCCUUAUUAGUUUAUUAUAGAUAACAUAAUAUUAAUUUGGUAAUAAAUUAUAAAUGUGGGAUUUUGUAAUAAAUUAGAGGUAGGGACAUUAAUUGUGAAUUGAGUAUACUUUGUUUUAUUUUAUUUUUUAUUUUUGGGAAGAUAUUGAAAUAAAUGGGAAGUAAAUGCUAAUGAAGAUUGAGAUUAUUGCCUUAUUAGUUGUAUAGGAAGAUACUAAUAUGAAUAGUUUUAUAAUAAUUUAAAUGGUAUAAUAAUUAGGAGGUUAUUUAUUUAAAUAAUAAAUAAAGAAGCAUUAUGUCAUAAUACCGAAUUGGAUUAAUUAAUAUUAAUUUAAUAUUAUUAAUUAAAUGUAUGAUGAAGUGGUAUUAGAAAAAUGGUACUUUUGAAUGUGAAAAGUGCAAUCUUAAAUUUUAAGGAUAUUAAUACAAUUUUAGUUUAAUUUAGCUUGAAUAAAGAUUAUAGAUACCAUGUUUUACGCUAUAAAUAAAAUAAUAAAUAAUUUGACUUACUUAAGAAUUUUGACAUGUUUUAUUCUAUAAAUAAGUAAUAUUUUUAAGAGAUAAAAUGAAAUAAUUAGUAUAUAAUAUUUUGAAUAUUUAAGGAAUAAUGGAUAUUAAAAGGAAAAUUUUAUUUAUGUUUGAUUUUAAAAGAGUAAGAGUAAGGAAUAGGGAUCCUAUGAAGGUUAUGAAGUAGAAUGCUAUAAUUUAGUUGUUACUAGCCAAAAGGGUAAUCCCUUUGGCUAGUUCUAGUAUUUUAUAGGGAGAUCUAGUUGCUUAGUCUUGGUGGUUGGUUGAUUCUCUUCAAUUUGAAUAGUUUUCUAAUUAAAGUUUUAUGUUUUUUUUUGAUAUUUUUUUUCAGGUGGAACUUCAGUAUUUAUUGAGUUAGGAGCGUUGUUUGAAGAUGUUAUAGCUUUAUUGUCUAAAUUUUCGGGGGCAGUUUUGUCCCAUGGGGCUCGCUCUAAGAUUUUAGCGGCUCAUGGUUGGCAAAGCAUGCUCUGCGGUUAGACGAUGAGCUAUCCUGGUUCGAGGAGAUUCCAGCGCCGGUGGCGGACAUGGGCGUCGUAAAUUCAUGAGUGAUUUAAAUCACUUUGUCAAAAAAAAAAAAAAAAAAAAAAAAAAAAAAAGGUCGGAUUUGGGUUUAAUAUUUAUUUAUAAUACCUAAGCCUAAGUCUCCAUACAAGACGAACACUAUCCAUGAACACAAAUUGUCACAUCUAAAUAAAAAUGUGAAUUUCAUGUUAAACGACAAUAAAGUGCCGCGACAUGUUGUUCAAGGAAAACUUUAAACUAAACCCUGUUUUCUGUUGGUUCUCAUUCUACUCUUUGAUUUUUCGAUACUUGCUUGCUCUGAUGAGUCGAGCUUCAUCAACCCAUUACAUUAGCCGAAUUCGUAACAUACAAAACAACUCAGGUCGCACAUAUUUCUCUUCAGAUUCACUCUCUAAGCUCAAUUCACUAAACUCGGACAUCUCUUCCACCAUUUCCUCUUCUUCUUCUUCUUCUUCCUCUUCCCAACUGGCAGUCCCUGAUAUAGACUCCAAAUCUGGUUUAAUCCCUCUUUACCAUCUUCUUCCCCCGAACCAAAACCCCGCCAAUAUUGUCAAUAUCAUAUGCUCAACCCUCAGACAUGACAACACGAGUCUUUCCCUUCUCCAAAAUAGCAUAAAAGGCCUUCUUCCUCAUCUGGGUACCCGUGAAAUUUCAAGGGUUUUGUUGAGAUGCCAAGUUCAUUACUCUUCAGCGCUUAUAUUCUUUAACUGGGUUAAAAAUGAUCUGGGUCUCAAACCUUCCACUCAGAACUAUUGCCUUGUUCUCCAUAUUUUGGCUUGGUCUCGAAAUUUUUCGCCCGCCAUGAAAUUGUUAUCUGAGCUGAUAGGGAUGGUUAAAGAUGUUUCGCCAAAGGAGGACAUUUUCCAAACGUUGGUCUUGUGUACCCAAGAAUGUAACUGGGAUCCGGUUAUUUUUGAUAUGCUCAUAAAGGCUUAUGUGAAAACAGGUAUGGUUCGAGAAGGUUUUGGUGCUUUUGAAAAGAUGGUAGAGGUAGGUUUUAUUCCCAGUGUGAUUUCUUGUAAUUGUCUUUUGAAUGGGUUGGCGAGAAUGAAUUAUGUUGAGCAGUGUUGGCAUGUUUAUGAAGAAAUGGGGAGAAUUGGUGUACACCCAAAUGGCUAUACGUUUAAUAUUUUGACUCAUGUCUUGUGUAAAGAUGAGGAUGUAGAUAAAGUGAAUGCUUUUAUAGAAAAGAUGGAAGAAGAAGGUUUUGACCCUGAUGUUGUUACAUAUAACACUUUAAUCAAUAGCUACUGCAGAAAAGGUAGACUAGGGGAUGCAUUUUACUUGUACAGAAUCAUGUAUAGAAGGAAUGUGAUUCCAGAUUUGGUUUCCUAUACAGCCUUGAUGAACGGGCUCUGUCGACAGGGAAGAGUGAGGGAGGCUCAUCAGCUUUUCCACAGAAUGGUCCAUAGAGGUUUGAAUCCAGACAUUGUAUCAUAUAAUACUCUUAUUCAUGGUUAUUGCAAUGAGGGAAAGAUACAAGAAUGCAGGUCAUUAUUGCAUGAGAUGAUUGGGAAUGGGAUCCUGCCAGACAGUUUCACUUGUAGGGUACUUGUUGAUGGAUAUCAGAAAGAAGGUAAGUUGCUCUCAGCUUUGAAUUUGGUUGAAGAACUUAAAAGAUUCGAAGUCAAUGUGUCUCAUGGUAUCUAUGACUAUCUUAUGGUUGCUUUAUGUCGAGCAAAUCACCCAUUUGCUGCUAAGAGUCUUUUGGAAAGAAUUUCUCAAGAUGGUUAUGUGCCUGAUGCUAUUAUCUAUAAUGAGCUUAUUGAGUCUCUAUGCAGAUGUGAUUAUGUAACUGAGGCACUAGUUUUGAAGGAUAACAUGUUACAUAUCAACAUUAAUCCCAACUUUGUCACGUACAAAGCUCUUGUGGAAUGCUUGUGUAGAAUAGAUAGAACUGCAGAAGGUGAAUCCUUAUUGAAAGAAAUGGCUGAAUCUGGUUUAUCACCAGACCCUGAGAUGUGUAGGACAUUAGUAAAUGGAUAUUGCCAAGAAACUAAUGUUGCUAAAGCAGAAUCACUUCUUGAAUUCUUUGCCAAGGAGUUCCAAGUUUUCGACACACAGAGUUAUAACGCAGUUGCCAAGGUUUUCAGCGAGCAUGGAGAUGUGGCCAGGUUGUUGGAUUUGCAGGAUAGAAUGCAGAAAGUAGGAUUUUUACCGAACAGCUUGACAUGUAAGUAUGUGAUUCAUGGUCUGUGGAAAAAAGUACAAACUUGAUCAAUGAAGAGUUUUGAUAUUUUUUUUUUCUA
Cannabis sativa is the source of this 3940-nucleotide messenger RNA. Its product is annotated as pentatricopeptide repeat-containing protein At5g40400. Lineage: Eukaryota; Viridiplantae; Streptophyta; Magnoliopsida; Rosales; Cannabaceae. Bases 1905 to 3908 code for a protein of 667 amino acids. The record is from RefSeq and is a predicted model, not a curated record. The transcript has a single exon. Gene Ontology annotation, molecular function: protein binding.